AAAACGUUUGUAUCGUCCGCCAUUUUGUAUUUGUGUCUCAUGCGUCUCGCAAGCCAUUCGAAGUCAAAAGGAUUUUAUUGAAGAACAAGAAAAACUAUGGGAUCAAAAGGCAAUGCUGAAGUGAAUUACGUGCAUCAAAAUGCUAUUUUAUGCGAAACGAUCAAGAAAGAGCAACGAAAUCACAAGUUAUACACAAACUACAGUAUCAAUCCAUUCAAGAAAAUGUACACACUGACCGGAAAACCUAAUUCUGUGCACGAUUCUGCGGAUGGUGAAGAGGACGACAAUUUUUUAGAAGUCAUUAAAAAGUCUAAUGAAACACCAGUUAAAAAAUUUCAAUUCCCACAAACGUCUGCCCAAGAAAUUGGAUGGAAUACAGAGCCGCUGAUUGACAGACUGUGGAAAGAUCGUCUUGAUCAUCCUAUAGUUAAUGCUGAAAUCACAAAAUUUAUGGAUAAGAAAUGGAUGGUUAAAGAACAGACAGAAAUUAAUCAGAGUUGAAUAGAUGUUUCAGUGUAAAUUCCAAGGAUAUUUCAGGCUUUCAAAUUUGUGUACUUUAUUUUUCAAACCCUGAAAUUGCACUCUGAUAUCUAAACUAAUAGAGCAUGACUUGCAACAUUAUUGUAGAGGCACAAUAAAAAUAUACAGGUAUCUUUAUAGCAAAUAUUUUCCUUUAUUUAAAGUUCUAUCAGCCAAAAUACCUGUGCUGCUUUAAUUUUAGCCUGUAGACAGGUUUUAAUUGGUACGUGUAACAACUGAUUACUCAAUAACUGGGAGAGGAUCAUCAUCUGGUCAUCAGGAAAAUGCUCCCAGUAUAUGCAUCAUAAUCAAUACUUUUUUAAACUCGUAAUGGUUGUUCUUCAACUUCUAUUUCCUCAAAUGUUCCUAGUAGUUAUGAAAAAACAUUGUACACAUGUUUGGUUAUAUUUAAUUAUGUUGUAAAUUAUGUUUUUCCUAAAUAAGAACCUUUUGAUUUAUAUAGUUACUGUAAGUUUUCAUCACUGGGCAUUUAGAUGUCAUUUUUGAGCUGUAAGCUGUCAUUUCUCCAUGGUCAUACCAGAGCUGUUGUUUCUAAUAUUAGAAGACUAGUUUAGUUGACAUAAACUGGAGAAUUUCCUAA
Messenger RNA from Orbicella faveolata, 1120 nucleotides. RefSeq names its product cilia- and flagella-associated protein 144-like. Gene Ontology annotation, cellular component: ciliary base. NCBI's taxonomy places the organism in Eukaryota, Metazoa, Cnidaria, Anthozoa, Scleractinia, Merulinidae. The record is from RefSeq and is a predicted model, not a curated record.